AUGGAAACGUUCGUGCUCAUCCCCAAGGAGCUUAGUCUUGUGCUCUGUGAAAAAGAGUCUGGGACGUCUUCCGCGAUGCUUCCGCAGCACCAGGCCUCUUCGGAAAACGUCAGGAAGGAAGCCAGCGCCGCCGUUUGGAGCAACAGUCGCAUCUCGCGCGGCACGCGGUUCCUGCCCUUCCAGGGGACGGUGCGCUUGGACAAGCUCGACGUGUUCGGCACGCUCGACCGAAACGAUAUUCGACACCGAUUUGGCUGCUACGACGAGAUUCAGCACGGCAAGACGAAGCAGGUGCGACACUGCAACUGGGUUCGUUUCGUUCGCCACUCGCCCGAGUUCAGCGCCGAGGUGAACCUGCUCGGCUCGCUGGUCAAAGGAGAGCCCGUCUACGAAGCCAUCCGUACCGUCGCCUCCAACACCGAGCUUGUGGUCUUCUACGAAGAUCCCGACGAAGACGUUGGCGACCACGCACCCCUCACCCUCGUCGUAGCCAGGGAUCUCUCAUUGGCGCAGUACCGCAGUGCCAUGGGCAUGAUCCUCGAAGACACUCCUCUGGACCUGUCCCAGUCAUUGCUGGUGUCAACGUCGUCCCCGUCAUCGCCCCUGACACCGCAGCUGCCCCGCGUGCUCAUGACACCUCCGUCGGAACCGGAGGAGAGGCGAUCAGUUUCCAGUGAAGGCGCGACAACAGAAGAUACGGUCACAAUCGAAGCCCCACGACACAUGAUGGUAAAAAAAGGACGGGAAAGGACUCUUCUUCCCUGCGAAGUUUGCGGAAAGGCGUUCGACAGACCAUCUCUUCUACGGAGGCACAUGCGGACGCACACUGGUGAAAAGCCGCACGUCUGUGACGUCUGCGGAAAAGGAUUUAGUACAUCGAGUUCGCUGAACACCCAUCGACGCAUUCAUUCGGGAGAGAAACCUCACCAGUGUCACGUCUGCGGCAAGCGUUUCACGGCAUCGUCAAACCUCUACUAUCACCGAAUGACGCACUCAAAGGAGAAGCCUCACAAGUGCACACUCUGCUCCAAAUCCUUCCCAACACCCGGUGACCUCAAGAGCCACAUGUACGUACACAGUGGGUCUUGGCCCUUUAAGUGCCACAUCUGCAACAGAGGCUUCAGCAAGCAGACCAACCUCAAGAACCAUCUCUUCCUUCACACGGGAGACAAGCCCCAUAUCUGCGAGUUCUGCCAGAAGAGGUUCGCCUUGGCCUGCAAUCUGAGAGCGCAUUUGAAAACCCACGAAGGAGAGCACCAAGAGAAGUGCGCGGGUUGCGGCAAGUCGUACUCGAUCACGGGUCGGCUGCUGAUGCGGGGCUACUGUCCCACGUGCAUGGGCACCGUGGCCGCCAACGGACUGCCCAUCUCCUCCAAGACGGGCAACUACGAAGCCGAGCCGCCGAAGUCCCCACUGGACUCGAACGAGGACAGCAAGAGCAGCUCGCGGUCUAACCCGGACAUGGGUGUGACCACUCCGCCUCCACCUCCGCGGUUGCUCUUCGGCGUUCUGGACCAGAUGAUGCUGCGAUACCGACAGUCCGCCCAGGCCUUUCUGCCUCCGUCCCUGUCGGCCAUGCAGUUCCUCGAAGGCGCCUCCAUGCUCACUCCCUGA
Ixodes scapularis (black-legged tick) is the source of this 1614-nucleotide messenger RNA. Its product is annotated as zinc finger protein 2 homolog. Gene Ontology annotation, cellular component: nucleus. The transcript has 8 exons. NCBI's taxonomy places the organism in Eukaryota, Metazoa, Arthropoda, Arachnida, Ixodida, Ixodidae. Bases 1 to 1614 code for a protein of 537 amino acids. The record is from RefSeq and is a predicted model, not a curated record.